Molecule: messenger RNA, 744 nt
Organism: Funneliformis mosseae
Lineage: Eukaryota; Fungi; Glomeromycota; Glomeromycetes; Glomerales; Glomeraceae
Source: the annotation of a GenBank genome assembly
AUGUCUGUAGAGAAAACCAAUUCUGAACAAGUUUGGUUCAAGUCAUGGAUCAAAACGCGUAACAUAAAGCUCGAAGCUUCUGUUCCUAAUAUAACAAAUACGCGUGAACGAAUUCUGCAAACUCAUAAUUUGUUACAAGAUUUGAGAUCCAAAUUGAAUUAUUUAAAAGAAAUUCGAGAUUCUGCGAAUGAAGAUGAAUGGAAAGUUAAAAUAGAAAGUCUUGAAAAUGUCAAGAAAACAUUAGAAUCGAAUUUGUCUUCUAUAGAUCAACAAUUUAUUGAAAAAGUUAAAUUGAAAAUAUCUAAAAUUAGGCGUCAUAAGCGAUGGCGCGUGAAACAUAUCAAGAAAUUACAAUCUGUUCGAGAUGAAAGGCAACGUAGGCGAGAAACAUUACAUAAAACUAUUGACGAAUGGCGAACCGAAUGGAUAGCUAAAGAGUUAGCUCUGAAACGGGUGAAAAAACUUCGAGAUCUUCGCAGAGAACGAUUAAAACGCGAAGGUCACUUCUUUCCCGAGGAAGAUGAUGAAUUUUUUAAUAGGAUUGCGUCAUUAAAUGAUGCAAUGAAAGUUGAAGAAGCUCCUGAAUUUGAUUUAGACAAUUUGGUUUCAAUUAGGAGGCAAUGGGAUGCCUAUAUUGAUGAAACAGGAUCUGUUGGAUCUUCUUGCAUACCACCAACAUUUGUAAACCCAUCACCUCCAGCGAAUUAUAUUUGGGCAUCUUGCUUAAUGCAUGGUUCUCCAUAA